Molecule: messenger RNA, 2267 nt
Organism: Lepisosteus oculatus (spotted gar)
Lineage: Eukaryota; Metazoa; Chordata; Actinopteri; Semionotiformes; Lepisosteidae
Source: RefSeq, a predicted model, not a curated record
AUAGGGUACAGCGCGUUGUUGGAAGUGGUUAAGUGUGCGGGUGUUGAUAACUUAUAUUUUAUGAAACAAGUCUGUACUUCUGUUUUUCGUUAUGUUAUUGUGCUGUAGGUGUAAAUAAAUUAUGAAACAUCAUUUAUGGUUUCAAGGCAAUACAAUAUACAUUAUUUUUCCAGAUUGCAAAAACAAUAAAAUACCGUGAGUAAAAGGGCUGGUUUUAAACAAUCAAAAAGUCUAAUGAAGUGACAAAAACGGAAUGGGAGACAGUUGUGUAUACAGUAUCUGACAAUUUGAACAAGCUGAGACCCAUCAUGGCGCUAUCUGAAGAGGAAACCCAAGAUGUACUUUUAAGUCUCCAAAACGGCGACAAUGCUACAAAAAAUAAUGCGUGUCUUCAACUUGAAGUGAGGACCAUCCUGAACACCGAGUAUUUGUCUGCGGGAACUUUGGAUUUAAGCAGAAAAAAUCUUCAUUUCAUUACAGAUGACAUUUUAAGACUGUCAAAAAUACAAAAUUUAUAUCUUGAAGGAAAUGAAAUCUGCAAGAUUCCUGACAACUUUUUUAACAGUUUAUCAAGUCUCAUCUGGUUAGAUCUGAGGAACAACAAAAUUACAUGCCUCCCUCCAGAAAUUGGGCAACACAGGGGUCUUAAAACAUUAUUAUUGGAAGGCAACCCAAUUAAGGAACUUCCAGUACAGUUGGGUAAUCUGAUAACUCUCAGAGCACUGAGCCUGAGGCACUGUCCAAUUGAAUUUCCUCCUCAAGAAAUUGUUCACCAAGGUCUGCAGUGUAUUCUUAAAUUCUUAAGGAGUACUGUGUCUGGUAAACCUGUCAAUGUAAGAAGCUCUCUCCAAGAGUUGCCUCCAGUUGAGAAGCUGAAGUUGACUGACUUGGUAAAAUCAAGUUCAGAUUUUUCUGAAGACUGGCCUAAUCAAGAGGAAAUGCAAAAGUUUGAAAAGUUAAAACAGGAGAUGAUCCGUAUUGAAAAGGCUGAUAUUGGGGAUGGCUUCUCGCAUCAGUUUCCCCAUCAGCUGGCAACAGAAGCUGAUUUUGAUGCCAGAAUCCAUGUCAUUCCAUGUAUUAAAAGAAGAAACGAUGUACUUCAAGGUACAUUUCCAGAGCUCCCACCAUAUGAAAUGCACUCUCCAAAGAAACCUGAGGAACGAAAAUUAGCUGCUUUAAAGGAAUUUAAUGAAAGACAAGCCUUACUUGAACAACGUAAGAAUUUCAGAAAGCAGGGCUGUAUUCUGACAAAUAACACAGUGCAUUUGCUGGAGUGCCAGAAACGGAGAGAUCUGUAUGUUGUUUCCACAAACAAGAGCAGUAAUCAGGGAGAUGCAGAAGUACUGAAAGAGUGGAGAGCAAAAGCAAAGAUCAUGCAAGAGAAGAAAGCUAUGGAGCACAAACAAGAGAGAAAAAAACAGAUCAAAAGAGAUGAGAAUUUUAAAAAGAUAGCUUCCAGCUGUGUUGAGGUUGAGCCGAGGUUCAGACAGUCUUUAUCGACAGUGCCCUUUACUAGUGUUUCUGAAAGGCCCCAGUGCAGUCAGUGUGUGGAAUCUGUGAAGCAGCAGCCAAAAAUCAUCGGUGAGCCACUUCCAGAGGUUGUGAAAAGUGCACCAUAUGCAAUGGAUUCAGAUGUCUGUCAAUUAGCUGACAACCUUGAAUCAGUAAAUAAAAAUAUACACAGGCUGCAGAACUUAGAGAAAUACAGGACUGGGAAAUCUUUAAAGGAACUUGAUGAGGAAAGGACUAGAAGAUGCAAAUAAACCAUAAAGCAGACAGUUUAAUUAAUCACAGGAUGACAUUCUUUUUCAACAUGAGCUUCAUCUGUACUAAUAAUACUCCUAGUGAGAUUUUCCAAAAACCUUUUAUUUUAUGUUGCCAUGGAACAAAGUUAUCAAAGUCAUUAUAUUAUCAGAGACAUUAUAUUCUGAUGCUACUAAAGGUUUUUGAAGAUUCACAAUUGUUACCAUUGAGGUAUUUUCCUAAACCCCUUUCCCAGCUGCAGAUAUAAGUAGAACUACUGUAUCUUACUGUAGGUCCUCUUUAUGGUAGGGUAACAACUACUGUAUGUUGAUAAUGUUUUAUAUCUUCAUACAAUUCUGAGUGUUUUUCUUUUGUGUUCAGUGACCUUUAACAACCGCUGGCAAUUACUUUAACUUUCCAACACUUCUAUACAAUUUCUGAUGCUUUUUGAAACUAUUAGAUGACUAAACAUCAGAGGAUUACAUUUAUUUUCAAUGUAGGGUAUGAAUAAAUAUGAUCAUCAU